AUGGAGAGCAUCGCGCACAUUCCCGUCCGUGUCGUCGCGCACUCGCACCGCCCACCUCCCCUUGGUUAUCCGCACCGCCUUCGCGCAGUCUUGCCUUGUCCGCAACCCCCCCGCGCUCUCCGCGUGACACACGGCUGCUUUCGGUCCGUAGCCUCGUCCGUUGCGCGCGCCGCCCCAUCCCCGCCCCCGCCUGACGUCACGAGCAGCGCGGGUUUGCGCGAGCGCGGGGACUCGGCGGGUGGAGGCAGAAGGUGGUUGAAGCAGGGCGGGGAGCGCGGAGGGGCGGGUGGGAACGUGCGACGACGGCGGGGCGGCGAGCGCGGAAGAGUGGUGUUGAAGCGCGGAUGCACGUGGGAAGGGAAGCGGGGAUGGGCACAAAGGGGGAUGGGCAGCGGAGGGGGUGCUGACAGUCGUGCUGUGCUGGCACCCGUGGCAGCACAGUCAGCACAGGCGGCAAAAGGCGCUGCUGCUGCAAUCUCCGCGCAUCCCUCGCAGCAAGCAUGCCCUCCCACCCUCUCAUGCUCCCACCCUCCACCCUCCCAACCCUCCACUCUCCCACGCUCCCACCCUCCCACCCUCCCACCACUGACCACGCCACCAGCUCGUGGUUCCGCCAGCAUGCACCGCCUAGCUCCCCUCUGCUCGUACCAUCUGUGCCCUCCAAGCGCCGUGCGGCCCGCCUGCUCGUCACUCCCUCUCUCCUUCGUCUUCCUUCCUCAUCGCUGUGGACUGCACUGCAUGCAUGCAUGGCACCCACAGAGUGGACAGGAUUGCUUGCUCGCGCUGCUUGGCAUGGACAUGGAGUUCCCACCCACGCUCUCACUUUCUCAAAAAUCGCUCGAUUCAAUGCCUGCCUACCAGUCAGGCGGGGAUUGGGAGAUUGAGGAAUGGUGGGAGGGGCGAACGAGGGGUGGAUGGGUGGUGCAUCGAGCAGAGGGUGACACAGGGGUGGCGUAUGGCGCUGGUUCAGAUGUGUUCUCACUCAUUGUUGGGCGUGGUGGCCAAGGAUGUGUUCAUGGUGUCGUACCGUAUCAUGGGGGCCCACUGGAUGAUGACGCGAGCACGCUCACACUGCGCCCACGCUCACGCACAACGCCCUCAACUACCCUCUCGCGGCCAGACAUUGAAGCACAGAAGAGCUAUUAG
Molecule: messenger RNA, 1146 nt
Organism: Closterium sp. Naga37s-1
Lineage: Eukaryota; Viridiplantae; Streptophyta; Zygnematophyceae; Desmidiales; Closteriaceae
Source: the annotation of a GenBank genome assembly